AUGAACGAGCUGCUAACAGAAUGGAUACGAAUGUUACACGCGCUACAUCACGUCGCCCAGCCCCUGCCCCCCGCCUUGCACCCCAUGGGGGACAUCAAAGCCCCCUCUGUUCUCAGUUCUGGUUCAGGUUUCUCGGACAGCCGACCUCAGUCUCCCGCGCGGACAGGCCUCAACAACACUCCACCUCCUCCUCCUCCUCCGCUGCCUCCUCCCCCGCCUCCGCUGCCCUCUGGCGCACGGGGCACCCCUCCACCCAUCCCCCCCCUGCCCACGCAGCAGCCCCCGGCCAUCCCACCUCCACCUGCGCCUCUUCAGAUCGCCCCGGGAGUCCUGCACCCGGCUGCUCCCCCCGUCGCCCCGCCUAUGCACUCCUCGCCAGCGCGUCUGCUUCAGGGCAUGGGAUCUCUGGGCUCUUCGGACGGCGCCGCGCUCCCCCCGCCCCCUCCUCCGCCUCCCCUGCCUCAGCCCGGAGCCCGCACCUCGUCCCCCUGUCCUCCGCCGGGCGCUAUGGCUUCUCCUCAGCCUCACGCAGCCGCCCACGAUGUGAUUCCCAAGAGGCAUCACCCAGCGAACCUGCCCCCUAUCAGCGACGCUCGCAGUGUGUUGCUAGAAGCCAUCAGAAAAGGUAUUCAGCUUCGGAAAGUAGAGGAGCAGCGGGAGCAGGAGGCUAAGCACGAGCGCGUUGGCAACGACGUGGCCACCAUUUUGUCUCGACGCAUCGCCGUGGAGUACUCCGAUUCCGAGGACGAGUCGGAGUUCGACGAGGGGGACUGGAACGAGUGA
This is a messenger RNA of Knipowitschia caucasica, 783 nucleotides long. Lineage: Eukaryota; Metazoa; Chordata; Actinopteri; Gobiiformes; Gobiidae. The record is from the annotation of a GenBank genome assembly.